CUUGCCCACAUUUCUUUUUCUAUCUUUUGUUGGUACUUUAUUUUCUUCGGUGGUUGGAAUAUGAAAGCUACAAAGAAGAAUCCCACCGACGAUUACCUAUCCCUCCAUUACUUUCCCUCUUUUUUUAUGUCCUCCAAAACCCACCACAAUUAAAGUUUCAUUGUGUUAGAUAGCUAGAGAUCAUGGGAAACUGUAUCUUUGGAGGCUUGGGAGAUGUUGAUGGUGGUGUAAUCAAAGUGGUCACUUCCAAUGGAGGCAUCAUGGAGUUUUAUGCACCAAUUACUGUAGGUUCCAUCACCAAUGAGUUUCCAAGCCAUGGCAUAUUUAGAAGUCAUGAUCUUUUCUGGAAACCACUCUCUCACCAUGAAGAACUUGUGGCAGGACAGUCAUACUAUCUACUCCCACUCAAUGCAACAACAGACACACAACAACAAGGCCAGAUUGUUCGACAAGGUCACAUUCGAUCUAAUAGUAUACCAGCAUCGUUGGUUGCACCAUAUAGGAUGUCAUUUGAUUACCAAGGUGCGCUAAAGAGGUCAUACACUGAAGUUUUCUCUAGGUACAAUCAUGGUAGGUUUUGGAAAGUGAAGCUUGUGAUAAGCCCUGAGCAAUUGUUAGAGAUAUUGUCACAAGAGGCUCGUACCCAAGAGUUGAUAGAGAGUGUGAGGACCGUGGCAAAGUGUGGUAGUGCAGUGUCUUCUGUGGAGUUUUCAGAUCAAUGGAGCCUCUCGAGCAGUCGAAAUGCUUCCUCUAAGAAAGAUGGUUUAUUAGACUUCUAGUGGAAAUUACUUCUUCUUCUUCUUCUUCUUCUUUUUAUUAUUUAAAUUUCUGAGAGAUGAAAAUUAGCUUUUGUAUGUCAUGUCUUCACUGUAUUGUAUUUAUGCGCGCAGGGUAAUGUGAUGUAGACUUCUUCGGAUUUUCCAUUUGAAA
Molecule: messenger RNA, 930 nt
Organism: Quercus robur (English oak)
Lineage: Eukaryota; Viridiplantae; Streptophyta; Magnoliopsida; Fagales; Fagaceae
Exons: 1
Coding region: 183-779 (198 amino acids)
Source: RefSeq, a predicted model, not a curated record